AUGGCAAAACCAAUCAAGCUCUACGGCCACGUCUUGGGCCCUAACCCAUGGAAGGUAGCCAUCAUCUUCGAAGAGCUCGGCAUUCCAUAUGAGACCGAGUACAUGGAUAUGGCUGUUCUUAAGCAAGAGCCAUUCGUCAGUGUCAACCCCAAUGGCAGAACUCCAGCCAUCGAGGAUCCAAACACAGGCAUCAUCUUGUGGGAGUCGGGCGCAAUCAUUAAUUACUUGAUCGACGUGAGCAUCUCGUGCCUGCGGAGAAGAGGACAUCUUGCUUACAUUAUUCUCAGACGUACGACAAGCAGGGCAAGCUCCACUACACCAGCUCUCCUCAGAAGUAUUACCAAGAUCAGUGGGCGCAAUUUCAAAUGAGCGGCCAGGGUCCUUAUUUUGGCCAAAAGGCCUGGUUCACGCACUUCCACCACGAGAAGAACAUGACCAGUGCCAUCGAGCGUUAUGGUAACGAGAUCCGCCGUGUCCUCGGUGUCAUCGACCUGCACCUCUCCAAGACUGGCCAGCAGUACCUUGUCCCCGGAGAUAAGGCUACCUAUGCCGACUUGAUGUUUGUGCCUUGGAACGCGAUGACGGGCUUUAUCGUCGGCGAAGACUUUGACAAGGAGUGGAAGGAGAAGUACCCAACUUGUUACGCUUGGCAUCAGAGGUUGAUUGAAAGACCGGCAGUCAAGAAGUGCUUGGAUGAGAAGCAGAAGAAGGUUGCUGAGAGCCAAAAGUAG
Messenger RNA from Lecanosticta acicola, 731 nucleotides. The record is from the annotation of a GenBank genome assembly. NCBI's taxonomy places the organism in Eukaryota, Fungi, Ascomycota, Dothideomycetes, Mycosphaerellales, Mycosphaerellaceae.